AUGAAUGGGGACAAUCACUCUGGGAGAGCAGAAUUUAUCCUCAUAGGAUUUACAGAUCGCCCAGACCUGAAGAUUCUUCUGUUCCUGCUGUUCUUUGCCAUCUAUCUGAUCACCAUGGUGGGCAAUCUGGGUUUGGUGGUCUUGAUUUACAUGGAACGUCGUCUUCACACACCCAUGUACAUCUUUCUGGGCAACCUGGCUCUGAUGGAUUCUUGUUGCUCCUCAGCCAUCACUCCCAAGAUGUUAGAGAACUUCUUUUCUGUAGACAAAAGGAUUACUCUGUAUGAAUGCAUGGCGCAGUUCUAUUUCCUCUGUCUUGCUGAAACCACAGACUGCUUUCUUCUGGCAGCCAUGGCCUAUGACCGCUACGUGGCCAUAUGCAGCCCGUUGCAAUACCACACCAUGAUGUCCAAAAGACUCUGCUUUCAGAUGAUCACAGGAGCAUACAUAGCAGGAAACCUGCAUCCUAUGGUUGAAGUAGGGCUUCUGCUGAGAUUAACUUUCUGUGGGUCUCAUGUAAUCAGUCACUUUUUUUGUGAUGUCCUUCCAUUAUAUAGACUCUCCUGUGUGGACCCAUAUAUCAAUGAGUUGAUAUUAUUUAUCUUGGCAGGUUCAAUCCAAAUCUUUACGAUUACCAUAGUCCUCGUGUCUUAUCUCUAUAUACUUUUCACAAUAUUCACAAUGAAGUCCAAAGAGGGAAGAAGCAAAGCCUUAUCUACUUGUGCCUCCCACUUCCUGUCUGUGUCCAUAUUCUAUGGUUCCCUUCUGUUCAUGUAUGCUCGGCCAAGUUCAGUUAAUGAAGGAGAUAAAGAUAUACCUGUUGCUAUCUUUUAUACUCUUGUAAUUCCUUUAUUAAACCCUUUUAUUUAUAGUCUAAGGAAUAGGGAAGUAAUAAAUGUUCUGAAAAGUACAAUGAAGAAGAGGCAAGUCUGCAACAUUCUGAAACAAGUAUCAUCUCCCUUGGAAAACUGA
Molecule: messenger RNA, 972 nt
Organism: Jaculus jaculus (lesser Egyptian jerboa)
Lineage: Eukaryota; Metazoa; Chordata; Mammalia; Rodentia; Dipodidae
Product: olfactory receptor 5K3-like
Exons: 1
Coding region: 1-972 (323 amino acids)
Biological process (GO): G protein-coupled receptor signaling pathway; sensory perception of smell
Cellular component (GO): membrane
Molecular function (GO): olfactory receptor activity; odorant binding; G protein-coupled receptor activity
Source: RefSeq, a predicted model, not a curated record